This is a messenger RNA of Sapajus apella (tufted capuchin), 967 nucleotides long. RefSeq names its product tetraspanin-18-like. Gene Ontology annotation, cellular component: membrane. The record is from RefSeq and is a predicted model, not a curated record. The transcript has 2 exons. The annotation marks the transcript as partial. NCBI's taxonomy places the organism in Eukaryota, Metazoa, Chordata, Mammalia, Primates, Cebidae.
CUCCCGGGCAUGGGAUGGAGAGACAACAGCCAGGCCCCAGCCCGUCUUCUCCCUCUGCCCCCAGCUCACCCGAGAAUUCUUCACCAAGGAGCUCAGCAAGCACUACCAGGGCAAUAACGACACGGACGUCUUCUCCGCCACCUGGAACUCUGUCAUGAUCACAUUUGGUUGCUGCGGGGUCAAUGGGCCUGAAGACUUUAAGUAUGCAUCUGUGUUUCGACUCCUGACCCUGGACAGUGAAGAGGUGCCGGAGGCCUGCUGCCGGAGGGAACCCCAGAGUCGGGACGGGGUCCUGCUGAGCCGGGAGGAGUGCCUGCUGGGAAGGAGCCUCUUCCUAAAUAAGCAGGUAUUAGCCGUGCUCUCUAGACAGGGGAGCAGCUCUAUGGAGACUUGGGUGGCCAGAGCUGGGUGGGAGGCGAUAUCACCCCAGGGGGUCUGAAGCUACCCCGGGAAUCCCAGGGAAGUGUUGGCCAUGAUAUGGGAUGCCUGCGCCUGAACAGGGGCUGAUGGAAGCUCUGUCCAAGCCCCUGAGAUCCAACCAAAGUGGGGAAGGAUGACAGUGGGAGACGGUCUGCAGCUAGAGUGGGUGUUUGGGCUGGGGCUAAGGGUUAAGUAGGAGUUUUCCAGUGUUUCCUGAGCUUCUGAUAAUGCAGAUCCAAAGGGAGGGAGGGGGCAGAACCAGAAUUACACAGUGGGGGGCCCUUCUUAGCCAUGCACUGUAUUUUGGAGGAAGCUCUCAUUUGCCAUGUGGGCUUGCCUUAAGGGGGAAAGGUCUCCUUAACCUGACUCCCCAAGGUCAGAGAAGCUCCUAGAUUUUUCUGCUUCUCUUGCAAUCUGAGGACUUCAUCUCAGCCCUGGAAGAAACCCUUUCCCUUCCUGCACGUGCCAUUUCUAGGGAAAACAAGGGCCUGGCUUUGUGUGCCUCCUGCCCCCUCCCCUCCCCUCCACCCUGCCAUGAGUUCACAAU